AUGUGGGAAAUGAUGGAUCCCGAUCUAGAGUGUGGCACAGAAUGUGGCGGACCGGGGCCGCCCCCGGAGUUUCUGGUGCCGCCACCGCCGCGGCCACCGUUUUUGGCCGAGCUACUUAACUGCAACGAGGAGCAGCAGCAGCAGCAGCAACAGCAACAGCAGCUACCGUUCGGUGUGGCCACCGGCGGCAGCAGCAGCGGCAGUUCCUUCGCCGACGUCGACAUGUGCGAAGCGUUUCCGAUCCUCGACGCCAGCUACCACAGUGGCCCAUCAUUCCAAACCUCCGCCAUGAUAGUGCUGUGUUCGGUGCUUCUGUUAUUAGUCAUUUUUAUUUCAUCGUUACUAGUGUGGAAACACAAGCGAAAAGUUCAAAACUUCCUGCCAUGCAAGACGCCCACCCGGGGCGGACCCCACCACCUGGAUGCGGCCGGUGUGGGCGCCCACUCGGUGACGUACGAGGACCCGGACGUGCACCUGGGCCACCAUCCGCUGGUGAUGCGGCACCAUCACCACCACCACAACAUGGAGCUGCACGCGAAGCAGAUCCACUACCCGAGCGGCUACCCGAUGCCCCGGUCGCCGCCCCUCUUCAUCUGCUCGUCGCCCGGCCCGGACCCGUACCGGUCGCACGACAACGUGUACGAGGAGCUGGAACACGGCCACGGCCUGCACCACCACCACCAUCCGCACCACCACCACCCGCACCUACAGCAGCAGCAGCCGACCGGGCGGGACACGGACUCGGAACCGCCGAUCCAGUCGGACGACGAUUUCGCCGAGGACGAGCUGAGUCUGCCCGGGGACCGUUCCUUCCACAAGUCGCCCUCGGACGCGACGACCGUCGCCACGAUCUACCACGACCGCAGCAACGGUGGCGGCAGCAGCAACAGCGCGGUCACGACGGCAUCGGCCGCCACCGUCCCCGCCUCGGAACUGGCUGGGGCCCUGGAGCGAAACCGAACCGAACGAAACUCGCUCCUGUCGUCGUCUUCCUCGUCCAACGCCAACGACAAUCCGAUCCCGCUGCCACCGCGCGGUGGAAACGGUUCGAAUGGUGGUGGUGGUGGUCCAUCGCCCCCCGGUGGCGGAACCGGAGGAAGUGGUGGCAACAACAACAACAACGGGAGCAGUAGUAGCAGCGCCAGCAACAGCAACCGCAACUCGAACUCGAGCGCGGACUGCCCGAGUGGCCACAGUGGGAAUGGGAACAGUGGCGGGAGCGGCGGCAACACGGGCAGCGGGAAGAGCGCCGGCGGCGGAGGAGGAGGCCAGCAACCGGACCAGGGAGCGCUGCUGACCGGAGGGCUCGGUGGUCUGUUCCGAUCGCACCGGAAGCAGCACCAUCACCCAUCGGCCACGCUGGGCUCGGGAAGGAGCCGGGGUCGGAGAGGGGGAGGACAGCAGCCCCUGCCGGCGGCACCGGUCCCGGCACCGGACACGGAUCCGAUCGGGUUGCCGCCGUUGUACGACGACCGGGGUAUGAUGACGCUUCCGCCGCCGGCCUACCACCACCCACUGCACCAUCUACACCCGGUGUCCGGUGGCCAGCACCAUCACCACAACCACCACCUGAUGAACAGUCUGAACAACAACAGCGCCACCAACGGCGGGCGCUCGAACUACUACAGCACCAUCGACGACGACGAGCUGGAUCCGGUCGAGCGACGGAACCGGAUCAACGCGCAGCUGUCUGCGGGGCCGGCGGCCGUGUCCACCAUCUUCCGGCACCGGGGACCGGCGCCGUCACCACCGCUACCACCUCACCAUCAGCACCAUCAGCAUCAUCACAACAACAAUGGCCCGCUACGGCUCGGCUCCCGGACGAAUCCCCGGAACGUGAUGCGGAACGGCGGCGGGGUCAUGGCGGAACCGAACCCGGCCCAGUACAUCUACCACGAGCCGGUCAGCUUCCACGAGGGCCUCAUCUACGACGGGUGCCUCUCGACGACGGCCUCGUACAGCGACCGUAGCGGCAGCACCGGCGGAAGCACCGGCGGCAGCACCGGUCACCCCUACAUCCUGCCCCAGUUCAGCACGUUCCGGAGCGGUUCCGGUGGCGGCGUUGGCGGCGGCGGCGGCGGCGCGGUCAUGAUCAGUGGCGCUCCCGGUUCCGGGGCGGCCGCGAUCUACUCGCGCGAUUCCAGCUUCGGGUCCGACUCGGGCUACAGUCAGCAUACGCAGGCCUCGAACCGGAGCGGCGGCUGCUGGCAGGGUGGUCACCGGCCACCCCACCGGCCGGUCGCCGUUCCGCCGUCCGGAAGUGGAGCCACCACCGAACCGGUGCUGCAGGUGGCCGUAGUGCGGCCUCCCAGCCCGGUGUCCGGUGUCGCCGGCUCUUGA
Messenger RNA from Anopheles cruzii, 2340 nucleotides. RefSeq names its product AT-rich interactive domain-containing protein 1B (gene pxb). The transcript is spliced from 4 exons. NCBI's taxonomy places the organism in Eukaryota, Metazoa, Arthropoda, Insecta, Diptera, Culicidae. The record is from RefSeq and is a predicted model, not a curated record. Bases 1 to 2340 code for a protein of 779 amino acids.